AAUUUAUUAAUAAAAAUAUAUUUUACAGGUGUAAUCUCAUCAUAAUAUGCUGGAACAAAUUAAAUUUGUAUAAUAUGGGGGAUGAUAACAAGCCAUUUGCAUGUAAUAUUGAUGGUUGUGGAAUGCAUUUUACAAAUGAAGAUCAUUUGACUGUUCACAAAAGAAGACAUCAAAUGCGUUUAAACCUCAAUUCAUCAAAUAUUAGAAAUACUGUGGCUGAUCAGACACCUACUCCUACAAGAUUUAUCAAAAUAGGAGAAGAAUAUGGAUUGUUUCAGGAUUUGUCAAAUGUUAAUCCUUUUGAAGAACAAUUUCGUAAGGCAUCACAGUCUGUGGAGAAAGGACAAAUCUCUAUUAAUGAGGCUUCAUCUAUACUAACCAGUAUAUCUGAACAAGACUCAUUAAAUACACCAAUUCCAGUUACAGCAGUGGAAAAUGAUCUCACAGUUACCACAACUACUGCUGAAUCAAGUGAUUUAAUAAAUUCAGAUGAUACAUCUACAGUGCUGCCAGAUGACACUCCUACAGACUUAGGAGAUACUAUGCCUUUUCCAUCUAAUUCUUUAACUUCAACAACAACUUUAGACAGUAAUGAUAAUGAAAUUGAAGUAAUUGUUCCUAGAUCACCAGAAAAAACUUUUUUGCCAUCUUCUCUUCAUGUUACAAAUAACAUAGUUACAAGUACUAGUGCAUGUACAGUUGUUCAAACACCAGUAAUAACAUGUGUAGGACUGACAACACCAUCUGCACCAAAAACCAGUACAACUGGAGUUCCAACUGCUGUUGUUACAAGAGCAGUUAGCAGCACAGAUGUAACUCUUUCCACACAAAUAUCUCAAGUUUCAACUGUACCAGUUUCUAUAAAUUCUGGUGUUACCUCAAAUACAACUAUUCAGCCUGUACCUGCAAUAGCAGCACCAGUGUUUCAAUUAGUUCUUAAACUUGCUAAUGGCCAAACUCCUGCACAGUUUCCUUUGACAUUUCCUUUAACCAAUCCUAUUCUUGCAACACAACCAGUACCAUCACCUGUUGUAGCAGUUGCUUCAAAACCUGCCACUCAACAAAAUCAGAACAACCAAUCUGUAACUAAAAUGAAAUUGAUAGAAACAAUACAGAAUCAUAGGAUUGUUGCAACAGGAAUGUCACCACCAUCGUCAUCUUCAUCAUCAUCUCAUUCUCCAACUUCAAAUAUUCAAGUAGCCACUCCCGUUCAUGCUGUUUCCCCUCCCCAAAUUAAUCAUUCAAAUAGUGCAGUUAAAUCCACAACAAAUGGUCUUAAUAAUAUUCGAAAUACUGGGAGGAGAAGAAAAGGUCAUGAUGAUAAUCCAGAUGAAAAAAGAAGAAAAUUUUUGGAAAGAAACAGGGCAGCUGCUAAUCGUUGUCGCCAACGUAGAAAACAAUGGAUUCAUAACUUAGAAUCAAAAGCCAAAGAAUUGUCAGAUACCAAUACCCAAUUACAGCAUGAAGUGACAAUGUUAAGGAGUGAAGUUGCACAUUUAAAAACAAUGCUAUUAGCUCAUAAAGACUGCCCAAUUACUCUACAACAACGAGCUGCCCAACAACCAAACAUGUCUUCAGUGACCACAGUGUCUCUGAACACAACAAAUAGUGUCCCAGUGACUUCCAUCAUCCCUGAUAAUAAUGUGGUUUCUACUGUUAUCAGCGAAUCAGAAAAUUCACUUCCUCUUGCUGUUGAAUUAGUGGAAAUUGAAGUGAGUUCGUCCCAAAAUAGUAACAUUGACAGUUGUAGGCAGUCUGUUCUCUAAAUUGGGAAUAUCAUUUGUUUUAUAUUUGUACAGAAGCACAUGUAUAUUUUACUUCAUUGUGUUUGCGGAAACACAAAUAUUAUCUACUGUUUCAAUACUUGUUUUUAAUAUAUUAAAUAUUAAAAGAUCUAUAAAUGAACUUGU
Messenger RNA from Centruroides sculpturatus (bark scorpion), 1910 nucleotides. Its product is annotated as cyclic AMP-dependent transcription factor ATF-2-like. The transcript is spliced from 11 exons. The record is from RefSeq and is a predicted model, not a curated record. Lineage: Eukaryota; Metazoa; Arthropoda; Arachnida; Scorpiones; Buthidae. Gene Ontology annotation, molecular function: cAMP response element binding; DNA-binding transcription factor activity, RNA polymerase II-specific. Bases 75 to 1766 code for a protein of 563 amino acids. Gene Ontology annotation, biological process: regulation of transcription by RNA polymerase II.